Messenger RNA from Dermatophagoides farinae (American house dust mite), 2673 nucleotides. It is a transcript of the gene mEFG1, whose product is annotated as mitochondrial translation elongation factor G 1. NCBI's taxonomy places the organism in Eukaryota, Metazoa, Arthropoda, Arachnida, Sarcoptiformes, Pyroglyphidae. Gene Ontology annotation, biological process: mitochondrial translational elongation. Gene Ontology annotation, molecular function: translation elongation factor activity; GTP binding; GTPase activity. Gene Ontology annotation, cellular component: mitochondrion. The record is from RefSeq and is a predicted model, not a curated record.
UUUUCGGAUCACAUGUUUUUAGGCGAGAUUUUUUUAGGUUAUUCAAAUUAAGAUAUUUUUUCAUUAAAAAAUUAAAAAAUUGAUAAUUAUGAAUAUUCGAAAUUCAGCUUUUAAAUUAUUUCGUUAUAAUUUUCUGAUUGAACAAUUGAUCAUUCCGACACGGUAUAGACAUCGUAUUGUAUUUGAAAAUGAUCUACAGAAAAUUCGUAAUAUUGGAAUAUCAGCACAUAUUGAUAGUGGAAAAACAACGUUAACCGAAAGAAUACUUUACUAUUGUGGCCGUAUCGAUACAAUGCACGAAGUUCGUGGUAAAGAUAAUGUUGGUGCUAAAAUGGAUUCAAUGGAAUUAGAACGACAACGUGGUAUAACGAUUCAAUCGGCUGCUACAUAUGUUAAUUGGCAAGGUGCCAAUAUUAAUAUUAUUGAUACACCGGGACAUGUGGAUUUCACUGUUGAAGUGGAACGUGCUCUUCGAGUACUUGAUGGUGCUAUACUUGUACUUUGUGGUGUUGGUGGUGUUCAAUCACAAACAUUAACGGUUACAAGACAGAUGAGUCGUUAUAAAGUACCAUGUAUUGCAUUCAUUAAUAAACUUGACCGUACUGGUGCUAAUCCAAUACGCGUGAUUAAUCAGAUACGAAAAUCGAUUGGUUUUAAUGCAGCAUUCAUGAAUAUACCAAUUGGAUUGGAAGGAAAUCUUCGUGGUAUUGUCGAUUUAAUCGAACAGAAAUCCAUCUAUUAUGAAGGUUCAAAUGGUGAACAGACUCGUUAUGAUUGUAUACCAAAAGAAAUGGAAACCGAAGCAAAAGAAAAACGACAAGAACUAAUUGAAGCCAUAUCAAAUGUUGAUGAUUUUCUCGGUGAACUUUACCUAGAAGAAAGAACACCAACAAAUGAUGAAUUAAUGGCUGCCAUACGACGUCAAUGUAUACAACGCAAAUUUGUUCCUGUAUUUACCGGAAGUGCACUGAAAAACAAAGGAGUACAAACAAUGCUGGAAGGUGUUGUUGAUUUUCUACCCGAUCCAUCAGAAGUGAAGAAUUUUGCCUUCAUACAUAAAGAAGGUGAAGAUGAGCAACAACAACAACAAGUGGAAGCCCAUAAAAAAAUUCAAAUAAAACCAGAUCGUGAUGACAAAAAUGUAUUUAUUGGUUUAGCAUUCAAAUUGGAUGCAACAAAAUUUGGUCAAUUAACCUAUAUGCGUGUAUAUCAAGGCUGUAUACGUAAAGGUGAUCAUAUUUAUAAUUCACGAACGAAAAAAAAGGUUAAAGCAUCACGAUUAGUACGAAUGAAUGCUAAUGAAAUGGAAGAUAUUGAAGAAGCAUAUGCUGGUGAUAUCUGUGCAUUAUUCGGUAUAGAUUGUGCAUCCGGUGAUUCAUUUGUAAAUGAUAGAAAUUCUAAUCUAUCAAUGGAAUCGAUACAUGUUCCUGAACCGGUAAUAUCGAUGUCAAUAAAAACUAUGACGAAAGAUGCAAUGGAUCAAUUCUCAAAAGCUAUACAACGAUUUACGAAAGAAGAUCCAACAUUUCGUUGUCAAUGGAAUAAUGAUAGUAAAGAAAUGAUUGUCUCAGGAAUGGGGGAAUUACAUUUAGAAAUCUAUGGACAACGAAUGGAACGUGAAUAUAAUUGCCCGGUUGUGUUGGGAAAACCAAAAGUUGCUUUUCGUGAAACAUUACUUCGACCGGUUAAAUUUAAUUAUCUUCAUAAACGUCAAUCUGGUGGUGCCGGUCAAUAUGGUUGUGUUAUUGGUGUCCUAGAACCAUUGCCGAUAGAACAAAAUACGAAGAAUGUAUUUUCGGAUGAAACUUCUGGACCAAAUGUACCACGAUGGUUUGUACCGGCCAUUCGUAAAGGAUUCGAUGAAAUGUGUGAAAAAGGCCCAUUGAUUGGACAUAAAAUUACUGGUAUUCGAUUUCGACUACAGGAUGGUAAACAUCAUGUUGUCGAUUCAAAUGAUAUCGCUUUCCAGUUGGCCGCUCAAGGAGCAAUGAAACAAACAUUCGAUGAUGGUAGAUGGAUGGUGUUGGAACCGAUCAUGCAUGUCGAAGUGAGUGCACCAGCCGAAUAUCAAGGCGAAUUAAUCGGUUUGAUUACUCGACGUAAUGGCCUAUUACAAUCAACCAAUGAAGUGGAUAAUUAUUUUAUUGCCAAUUCUGAAGUACCAUUGAAUGAUAUGUUUGGCUUUGCAACCGAAUUACGAACUCUUACCCAAGGUAAAGGUGAAUAUACGAUGGAAUAUUCACGUUAUUCACCUACGCGUAAUGAUGUACAACAAAAUUUAAUAGAAAAAUAUCAACAAGAAUUGGCGGAAAAAUCAUCGCAACAAACGAAUAAGAUGAGCAAGAAAAAUUAAUUUCCCGUUAUAAUAAUCAUCAUUGAUAAAAUGUUUUUUUUUUGUUUCUCUGUACAUUGUACAUAUAAUAAUAAUUAGAUUCUGUUUUGUUAUAAAAUUUAAUGUUCAAUUUUCAAUAAAUAUGUGUCUGCUGCUAUCAAAUUGAUAUAGGAAAAAAAGUUGGCUAAAUGCCUUGAAUUACGAUUUUCUUUCUGAUCUCUGUUGUCAUCUCAUUUUGUAUCAUUAUGUGGCUGAAGCCAAAUGUUUAUUUUUAUAGUCAUUCAAUCUACGAAAAAAAAAAUUUGUUAAUUGUCAUCAUUUUUUCCUUGUUUGUUUUUGUU